AUGGAUGAGCUCUAUUCUCUCAAGGAAUACUUUUCAAGAUACGGAAUUGUUGAUGAUGCUGUAAUUCUCAAAGAUCCUAUGACUGGUCGCAGUCGCGGAUUUGGAUUUAUAGUAUAUCGUGAUCCGCAAGUAGCUUCGACCGUCCUUCAAAGCCACCAUUAUUUGGAUGGCAAGGCUAUCGACGCAAAGAGAGCUGUACCUCGAAGCGAGCAAGACAGAACUGAGAAGCUGUUUGUCGCUGGCAUUCCACCUGAAGCGACUGAACAGGAUGUUACUUCUGCUUUCUGUGUAUACGGAACGGUCUUAAAUACUACUAUAAUGAGCGAUCGUAAUACUGGCAAACCAAGAGGCUUUGGUUUUGUCACAUUCGAAACCACUCGUGGCAUAGAACAAGCGUUGCAAGCUAUCCCGCCAAUGACCCUCCAUGGCAAAGUUCUCGAAGUGAAGAGAGCAAUGCCAAAGAGUGGACGUGUUCGUGCACCAGAUUAUGCUAUGAGCACACUUUUAGGUGGUGAUGGUGGUGGAAGCAGUAGCUCAACCACCACUAUAAACCAACCACCUACUCAAAUGGAUGCUAGUACAGCUAGAAUAGUGAAGCCGCCUGCUGGACGACCAAGGAUCCGCACCAACGUCCCAAAUCAACAAUUCCGACGAACAUCCAUCACACCACCACCAUCAGAUCAGUACCCAAUGCCAACUCAUCAGUAUCCGCAGCCUAUAAUGUCACACAUGGCGGGGCAACAAGGCUAUUUACCCAUGUAUGCCUUCCAUCAAUACGGCCAAAGCAUGGCAAUGCCACCAACUUUAAUGACGCAACUACCUAUGCUUGCCCAUACACCCAGUCCCGAUGAAGAAUCAUCUCGCACGUCACCCACCACAAUGUCGGAAGGAUCCAUGACAGGUCUUCCUGCUGCUGUGAGUGUCGAGCAGUUUGAAACUACUCAUCAACAACAGCAGUACGAACUGCAGCACAUGCACCGACAAAUGAUUCAGCCAGAAUGGCAGCAAUUGCAGCCCUGGCAUGUAGCACAAGUAAAUAACCAACAGCAACAGCAACCUAUAGUAUACCACCAGCAACGACCGAUUAUACUUCAUCAGCAACCAGCUUACCAUUUUCCACAAUUGGAAAUGCGUCAGCCAAUGGAAUUUUAUGGCUCUGCUAAUGUAAUAUACCAGCCAACAACAGCCCAACCACCACAUUUGCAACAACAACUAAUACAACCUAGUCCAGCUGGUACUAUAUUGUAUGCGACCCAAGGAGGGCACUGGAUUGUACCAUACCAGCAGCAUGGAUACCAGUCAGAGACAAAGCCGCACGAUUUACCUUCUUUUGAACGUGAGAUGUGA
This is a messenger RNA of Synchytrium microbalum, 1347 nucleotides long. RefSeq lists its product as uncharacterized. Gene Ontology annotation, molecular function: RNA binding. The transcript is spliced from 5 exons. The record is from RefSeq and is a predicted model, not a curated record. The coding region runs from base 1 to 1347 and encodes 448 amino acids. Lineage: Eukaryota; Fungi; Chytridiomycota; Chytridiomycetes; Synchytriales; Synchytriaceae.